CCCCGCCACCGACGGGGAGCGCGCAGGCGCAGCCGGCCGGGAGUCCAACCCGCAGCCCGCAGCCCUCCGCGCGCCCAGGUCGCGGUCGCCGCUCGCCAUGGGCCCGGGGCCCCGGCUGCUGCUGCCCCUCGUGCUGUGCGCGGGGCUCGGCGCGCUCGUGCCGUGUGCGGGGGCCUCGGGCGCCCGCAGGCGAGGCCCCACAGUGACUGCCAAGGUCUUCUUUGAUGUGAGGAUUGGAGACAAAGAUGUUGGCAGGAUUGUGAUGGGCCUCUUUGGAAAAGUCGUGCCCAAGACUGUGGAAAAUUUUGUCGCUCUGGCAACAGGAGAGAAAGGAUAUGGAUAUAAAGGAAGCAAAUUUCAUCGUGUCAUCAAAGAUUUCAUGAUUCAAGGAGGAGACUUCACCCACGGAGAUGGCACUGGAGGUGUAAGCAUUUACGGUGAGACAUUUCCUGAUGAGAACUUCAAACUGAAGCAUUAUGGCAUCGGGUGGGUCAGCAUGGCCAAUGCCGGGCCUGACACCAAUGGCUCUCAGUUCUUUAUCACCUUGACCAAGCCCACCUGGCUGGAUGGCAAACACGUCGUAUUUGGAAAAGUCAUCGAUGGAAUGACAGUGGUCCACUCCAUAGAACUCCAGGCAACCGAUGGGCACGACCGCCCUCUCACCGACUGCACCAUCACUAACAGCGGCAGGAUAGAAGUGAAAACGCCCUUCGUGGUGGAGGUCGCUGACUGGUGACCAGCUGGCGGGAAACAAGCACAACACGCUCUGGCAGGGCUGUGCGCACGUGUCUUCUGAUUCAUCAAAGUGACUGUUCUACUUGGGUUUCUCACUUUCUUCUGUUUCCCACCCCAGAUCACAGGAAUGUUAUAAAAACCAACCACUCAAAGUUUAGUUUCCGUGAAUUUUGGUAAAUCAGUUGCUUAGAGACUUUGCACAGAAAAGAUAUAUAUAUCCCCUUCCUCCAGUGGUGCUGUUUUUAAACUAGAAAACUUUGUAUUGGCUUUCUUCUGGAGAACACAAUCAUUAUUUUGCUGAAUUAAUUAUGAUGCCCACGUUGAGUGAGGCUGAAGAUGGGUCUGCAAAAGGCAGGUUCAUGAAGUUCAUUAUUUUGUAUUCAACCAGAAAUUCUUUUCAGGUAAAGGGAGAUUUGAUUAGGAUAAUCUCAUCUAUGUCAUAGGGACUUUUACCUGAUCAAAGGUGCUUUUGUGUUCUCUAUAUUAAAUACUUUUUAUGUAGAUCAAUUCUUCUGGUGAGACUUUUUAAAAUUAAAAUUCUUAGAAUGUACACUUA
Manis pentadactyla (Chinese pangolin) is the source of this 1291-nucleotide messenger RNA. It is a transcript of the gene PPIC, whose product is annotated as peptidylprolyl isomerase C. Lineage: Eukaryota; Metazoa; Chordata; Mammalia; Pholidota; Manidae. The record is from RefSeq and is a predicted model, not a curated record. Gene Ontology annotation, molecular function: peptidyl-prolyl cis-trans isomerase activity. Gene Ontology annotation, biological process: protein folding; protein peptidyl-prolyl isomerization. The transcript is spliced from 5 exons. The coding region runs from base 98 to 736 and encodes 212 amino acids. Gene Ontology annotation, cellular component: intracellular membrane-bounded organelle.